AUGGCGUCUGACAGAUGUGGAUAUUAUAUCAAAAAUAAGCAGAGAUACUGCCGUCAGCUGGUUGUUCAGGGUUCGAAUCAUUGUUACACUCAUACAAGUGAAACUUCAACAGAUAAGGUAGCUUGUCCUCUGGAUCCAAAACACUUCGUCAAUCGUUCAAAUCUUGAAGGACACUUGAAAAAAUGCAAUGCAAGUCGCAAAGUUGAAGCUACUUAUGAAGUACGUGGAAUUAAUUCCAGUGGUUUAGGUUCCUAUGCACCCGUUUCGACAGUGACAUUAGCUUCUGCGUCUCCAUCAGCUGUGUUGAAGUUAAUAGUACGUUUGGAGAAAUUAAAUGCAGAAUUGAAUCUACUUGGUCAAGUGAAUGAUCUGUCAGAUGGUGAUAUUCAUCCCUUAGUUGCUUUCACACUGAAUAAUCAUCGUCAUUGGUGUUCUAAUGGUUUUCCAGGUUUUAAAGAGAUCCCUUCUUUCACACAGACUGAUAAUACAUUGUCGGAUAAAGGCAAUAAUGAAGUUGAUAACAUUAACAGCCUAGAUGAAGAUAACUUUCGUGUGGAUCCGCAAACUGUAGUCCGUGGAUCAAUGCGUCAUGUCUAUCAAAAUGGAUGUUUGAUUCGUGUAUUAGAAAAAGAAGGCCUGCUGUCAACGAAUAGUUUAUAUGUUGAAUUUGGUGCUGGUCGCGCUGGACUGUCUCAUUGGAUUAACAACUGUUUAGCAUCUACUGAAUUAGGUCAACGUUGUUAUGAUCAUUAUCCAGGUGUAUGGCCAGUUAAAGCGCCUGAAACUAAUUUUCUAGUUGUAGAGUUAUGUUCCAUUCGUGAUAAGAUGGAUAGACGUCAACGCGGUGAAGGAAAUUUUACACGCCUUAGAAUUAAUAUAGCUGACUUGGAUCUAACUCGUGUACAACUCAUACAAGAGAAUAAAAGACCAGUGAUUGCUGUGGCGAAACACUUGUGCGGUGAUGCUACAGAUUUAUCACUUCGAUGUCUCAAAAAUGGUGGAAAUAUAAUUGACUUGUCGGGAAUAAUGUUUGCUGUAUGCUGUCACCACAAGUGUUCAUGGAAUGAAACGGCUGGUCGUUAUUGGUUAGAACAAGUGGCCAAUAUAACAUCUGAUGAAUUUUCACUUAUUACUUCAUUAGCUUCAUGGGCAGUUUGUGGAUUCCAGCGGAAAUCAUCUCAUUGUUUCGAUGCCUGUACUGAUAAUGCUGAUGUGAGGUGUAAAGAGGCCUUACAAAGUGGCAAUGAAGAUGAAUGUCUUACAGUACUUCGCAGUCUAGAUGUCAACUACAAAAUGAGAAUCGGUAAAAUAUCCAAACAUCUAAUUGAUUGGGGUCGUCUUAUGUAUAUUAAACAUGAAUUGAAAUUUCCUGAUGCUCAUUUUGUAUCUUAUGCAAAAUCUGAAGUUACUCCUGAAAACAUUGUAAUCUGUGCUAGCAGACUAACAAAAUCUUGUUGUGAUUAA
This is a messenger RNA of Trichobilharzia szidati, 1464 nucleotides long. Lineage: Eukaryota; Metazoa; Platyhelminthes; Trematoda; Strigeidida; Schistosomatidae. The record is from the annotation of a GenBank genome assembly.